Molecule: messenger RNA, 609 nt
Organism: Fraxinus pennsylvanica
Lineage: Eukaryota; Viridiplantae; Streptophyta; Magnoliopsida; Lamiales; Oleaceae
Source: the annotation of a GenBank genome assembly
AUGUCUCUCACUUAUCUGGAUCAAUUUCCCCUAGAGAAUAUAUCGAUGAAUACAAUUCAGCUUAUUUUUCUGAUUCUUGGAUUGGUCGAUUUAGUCGUGCUCCACAUAAUCCUCGAUAGGAAGAAAAUCUGCAGUUUUUUAUCAGAACAUGAGUUUCCAAUCCAAUUAACUAGGUUCAAUGAUUCCAAAGUUCAGGCUGGAAGGAAUGGAGAUUUUGAGUUAUCCAAGAAGAAACCGGCCUUCACAGAGAAGAUGGUUGGUGGAAGCGUGUGUAAAGGAGAUAUAGAGAUGGUUCUAAGAAGUGUGGGAUUAUUUUGCAGUCCUGAAGAAGGAAAGCUUCCCGAAAAACUGGAUGCUAACGAUCUUUUCAAUAUGUUUGAAGAGAAAAAUCCUUCUUUGGACGAAGCGAAAAUAGCUUUCGACGUUUUUGACCAGAACAAAGAUGGAUUUAUUGAUGCAAGAGAGUUACAAAUUGUUCUAUGUUCUCUGCGCUUAAAGGAAGGAUCAGAGAUAGAGAACUGCAGGAGAAUGAUCAGGGCGUUUGAUGAAAAUAGAGAUGGGAGAAUAGAUUUUAAUGAAUUUGUAAAAUUAGUGGAGGGUAGCUUUUAA